Molecule: messenger RNA, 1590 nt
Organism: Bombyx mori (domestic silkworm)
Lineage: Eukaryota; Metazoa; Arthropoda; Insecta; Lepidoptera; Bombycidae
Gene: CPR147
Product: cuticular protein RR-3 motif 147
Exons: 6
Coding region: 239-745 (168 amino acids)
Cellular component (GO): chitin-based extracellular matrix
Molecular function (GO): structural constituent of chitin-based larval cuticle
Source: RefSeq, a predicted model, not a curated record
UUUCUUUGUCGCGUUCAGUUCCUUACUUGACAGUAUGACAUCAGUGCAAACGGAUAUGGGCGAAAUUGCCUUCACCCACAAACUGUUUUGUUUUUUGCCGACGAAAAACAUACUAAAAGUAGAGGACUGAUACGAGGAUCUCGCAUGUGGAUCGCGACCGUCAUCUUGUAUGUACGAGGUUUUGUUUUCUCUUUCGAAAGAGCACAAAAGAAACAAAAUUGAAUAGAGUUAUUACAAAAUGAGAGUCUAUAUCGGGUUUUGCGUCGCAUUGUCUUGGCUGAGUCAAGCUUCGUCUGCACCAAGGAAGCCUAGGCUCACUGUAGCAGAAGAUGACAUGCCAAUAUAUUAUGUUAGAAAUGUAAAUGGUAAUCCAGGAACAUAUUCAUUUGGUUACGAUAUUUUGGAUCCGAAUACCGGGAAUUCACAGUACCGUAAUGAAGAAAGAUAUCCUAAUGGGACUGUUACGGGAAGCUACGGUUAUGUUGAUGCUGCUGGAAAACCACAAAGGUUCAGAUACGUGGCUGACGAAAAAGGUUAUAGGAUUUUUCAAGAGAUUAGUCAUUUGCCGCUAGUCCAGGCUCAGACACCUCCGGUUAGGAUGCCAGGUGACUCUGCUACGGAAUCGUCCAUAACUUGGUCGAGGCCUAAAAAGAAAAACAAGAGGAAGCCAGUUGCUGAGAUGAUGAAAUCAGAAGAAAAUAUUAAUAUUAAUUCUCUAAGGCAACCCAGUUUUUAUGCUACUUAGUGAUUUAUUGUUUGUAAUUUAAUUUAUUAAUAAAAUAAAUGCAUUGAAACUUCUUUGAAAUGACGUUCUUUUUACUCAAACAACUUCUUUUGACAGCACCUACGAGUAGUAACAUAUAAAAGUGAUUAUUUAUAGAAAUUGAAGUCGUCUUUAAGCAAUGCAGUCAAUUGACUUAGUAAUAUUAUUGUUUAAUAUAUUUAGUGUGGUUUCAUGUUUACCGACAGUCCAAAGUGGAUCAGAAACGAAACCAGAGUUCAAAGACGAAAAACGUUAUCCAAAUGGGACAGUUAUUGGGACGUACACUUACAUUGAUAAAGAAGGAACGCCUGUCCAUGUCCAAUAUUAUGCAGACAACAAUAGUUACGGGUAUAGAAGUUUUUUUAUUUAACAAAAUAUACGUUGCUGGGCCCAUUACCAAUCUGUACAGGGUCGAAUUAAAAAGUGUGAAAGUGUAUAAUGAAGCUGAACCGAAAGAUUUCGAUCUGUUUGCGAAAACAAUGGAAACUCCUCUUAAAGUUGCUUCGGAUCUUUUAAAGUACGACUUUGACAGAGUCCAUGACGUUUAUCGAUCAAAACAAAAUGAAAUUGAUAAGAUUGAUAAUAAUUUAAAGUCCGAUAAAAAAAAAGGCGAUUACGAAGUUUUGUAUAAUAAUGGAUACAAUUCGUUAAAAAAUAAUGCUAAAAAUAAAAUAAAAAUUUAUUCUGGAAAAGAAAAAAGGAAAACUCGAAAUAUUCGAGAUGAUUAUGACAAAUCACUUUUUUGUUAUAAAUGAUUUUACUAUGAUAUUUCUUUUACUUUAUUUGUGAAUAUUAACUAUGUAUUGGAAUAUAAUUUUAGUUGGGUA